AUGAAGACGCUCACAAACGAGGAGCUGUCCUCUCUGGCCGGCCACUACUUUGCCCCAGAAGGUCUCUAUCAGUAUACAAAGGGUCUCCCUUUUCUCGGAAAUCUCAACUGCAAUACAACAGAGCUCACUGCCGGCCAGUGGACCGAAGUGAUUGUCGAAUACACAGUCGGAGCCAGCGGUCUCGCCGACGGAGCCUGGAUCAAAGGAACGUUCAAGUUCUACUCCGACUGGGCUCUUUUCCAGACAUCAGACCCCAAGGAGGACAACUACGUAUCGGCUGAAUAUACUCCAGGACCCCUGCAUCGUGGACAAACACCAGCGACGGUCCAGUCGUUAGCGGUGCGUUUCGACCAGAAGGGCCACGAGCGCCCCUUCCAAAAGGCCGUCAUUAUCGACAUUGUGGACGGCUACAUCAACCCUGGCGAUAAGAUCAUCGUACGCCUUGGUGACAGGCGAUGGGGCUCAAGGGGCACCCGCGUGCAGACCUUUGUUGAGGACAAGUUCCUGAUGCGCUGGUAUAUUGAUCCUGUCGGCACCUCGCGAUUCGCUCCUAUCAAACCAGACAUUGCUUUCCCCAUUAUCCCGGGCCCUGUGGCCAAGGCCAAGGCCAUUACUCCUCGUUUGGUGAAGCCAAAUGUAGCGUUUCCAAUUCAUAUUCAUACAGAAGAUGCAUGGGGGAAUGCGACAACACAUGUCGAUGGAUUGGAGGCACACAUCUCAAUUGAAAGGGAGGGUAAGAAUGAAACUGUGCUGGAAGAAACCAAGAAGCUUCCCAGCCAAGGGUGGACUGUUGCUAGUCUGACCACAUCAUUGCCAAACGACGGCGACUACACGUUAUCGGUAGCGAUCGUUGACUCAACUGGCUUUGGCCUGGCUUCUAUUUCGGAACCCAUUAGUGCCGAUGGUUCAAUACCUGUUCCUCGACCUCUCUUCGCUGACCUUCACGUUCACUCGGACGAUACUGUCGGCACCAACUCUACCACCUAUAAUUUUUCAUAUGCCCAGCAGGUUGCUGGUCUGGAUGUUGUAGGAUACACUGCCAACGACUUCAAUGUCACCAAAGCAAGGUGGGAAAGCACCCUUGAAGUCAUCAGGAAGGUGAAUUCCCAGGGUGAAUUUGUCGUGUUCCCUGGAACUGAAUGGUGCGGCAAUUCCGCAGCUGGGGGGGAUCACAACGUCGUGUUUCUCGAUGACCCGACCAACAGCGACCCCGAGUUUCCCUUUGACAGGAAUGGGAACGUGGCUCGCAGUUUUGAGUGGAACGAAGAUGGCCCGGCCGAGUUACUCCCAGGGGCAUGGCCGUUGGAUGAGGUGUACGCGACGUAUGCACACUCCCCCGAAAAGCAUCUAUUGAUCCCCCACGUGGGAGGACGUAGAUGCAAUCUAGCAUGGCAUCACCCAAAGUUAGAGCGUUUGAUUGAGAUCGGAAGCGCCUGGGGUCUAUUCGAGUGGCUAUUGCGAGAUGCUAUGCAACGAGGCUGGAGGGUUGGGGUAUCUGCCAACUCUGACGAGCACCGUGGGCGAUGUGGAGGCGGCGUACCCGGCACAGCAGUAUUUGGAACCAAGGGAGGACUGACCGGUGUUUUGGCUGACAAGCUUGAAUGGAACGAGGUUGGAAAAACUCUGCGUGCGCGAAGGACGUUCGCCACGACGGGCGAGCGUCUGGUUGGUUUGGUCAGCACGGGGGACACGCUCCAAGGCGACGAUCUGACUGCUAAGGUUGACGAAGAUGUUGUCCUCAAAUAUCAGUUCUUUGGCUCUGGUGGGUUCGCUACCGUCGAGGCUUGGGAUGGCAGUGGACAGAUAUUUAGUCGCAAUCUCCAACAAGAAGCCACUGAAGCAGCGGAGGGCACAGUACAAAAGAAGCUGCGUAUCCGAUGGGGAGGGGCCCGUCUUUACGACAGAUACCGUGAAGCCGUCUGGCAUGGAUCUAUCGUUGUAUUAGAUGCCAGGAUCUCCCACAUUAAGCCGUUUGGUGGUGUACUGGACAACGCUGAAGAGGAGAUCAAACACAUAUCAGACUCCCAAGUCGUUUUCACUACACGAACCAGCGGAGAUUUUGAUGGGGUGGAUGUUUUCCUGGAACAUGGAUCGUCAUUGCCUUCGUCUAUCAGUGUGACGGGGCACUUGGGCGGAUACGUGAAGGUAGGGAACGCUCUUGCUGGCAGCCCACACAAGGCUCAACCACAGUUCCGACUGAUUGCUUCUGGGACUGAGGCCAGCGACGUCGGUGGGAAGCAAAUUGAAGUUAAGGGGGGUGCAGAUCUAUUCGUGUCAGUAGAGAUAGUUGCCGACGUGCCACUCCCCAAUCGUGUCGAAGGGACAUUCUCGAUCAAGGCCAAUACUCAUUCAGAAGGCGAGACGCAGGCUGUAUACUUUGUAGGGAGAGAGUACGGGAGUGGUAAGGUGAUUUCCAGCCCGAUAUUCAUAGAUUAUGAGGACGAUAAAUAG
Molecule: messenger RNA, 2451 nt
Organism: Clonostachys rhizophaga
Lineage: Eukaryota; Fungi; Ascomycota; Sordariomycetes; Hypocreales; Bionectriaceae
Source: the annotation of a GenBank genome assembly